Colletotrichum chrysophilum is the source of this 2253-nucleotide messenger RNA. RefSeq lists its product as uncharacterized. The coding region runs from base 1 to 2253 and encodes 750 amino acids. NCBI's taxonomy places the organism in Eukaryota, Fungi, Ascomycota, Sordariomycetes, Glomerellales, Glomerellaceae. Gene Ontology annotation, molecular function: zinc ion binding; DNA-binding transcription factor activity, RNA polymerase II-specific; RNA polymerase II cis-regulatory region sequence-specific DNA binding. The record is from RefSeq and is a predicted model, not a curated record. The transcript has 2 exons. Gene Ontology annotation, biological process: regulation of transcription by RNA polymerase II; DNA-templated transcription. Gene Ontology annotation, cellular component: chromatin.
AUGCCUUAUACCACCGCCUUAGACUACAACUGGCUUUUCAAUAUGCAAGAGGCUGCUGGUCCCAUUAUUACAUCCAAAACAUCAACUCAAGAGUACAACACUCAACUACCGGAGAACCCGUCAAUUGCACGGACACAGACCAACAUUGCAAUCACACCUGAGUCUAUGAAGAGCGCUCAACUUUGGAACGACCCCAUGGACGUUGCACCAACCGAUAACAGUGGCCAAGAUAAGCCGCCAAGUUAUAACACCGUUAUACAAUCUGCUUCACAAGAGCUACCGCCGAGAGAGCCUCCAAAGAGACCUGCACCACGCAGCUCUGCGGAGAGAAGCUCGGACAUGAACUCCGCACGGCGCGCUGCCGAAGCGUCGGGACCGACCCGAAAGCGGUACACAGCAGUCAGCCGGCCUGCUCCAAUCUUGGAGCCAGAGCGACCUCUGUCAUCCCUCAGGAAGCCUCUCAACACCCCAACUAUUGACGAGAAGAUUCGAGAGAGACUUCUUAAUACCGCCGAUGCAGCCAAGCCCUGUCUCCCCGAUCAGCGUUAUACCAUCUGGGAGCACCCCCUGCUAUCCGUUGACUCUCUCAACUCCUAUCUUCACCUAUUCUUUACUCGCUUCAACACGGCCUAUCCCCUGAUGCACCUCGAAACAUUCAACUGUGCAGACACCGAGCCGCUUCUCCUCCUGUCCAUUCUUCUACUGGGAGCAACUUACUCCAGCAAGGAUUGCCACCAAUUAGCCGUCUGCAUACAUGAUGUAAUCAGACCAAGCAUCUUUGCGCAUGCUGGGUUUUCUCCAAGGCCCGAGUUGUGGACGCUGCAAACUAUUCUGCUUGUGGAGUGCUUCGGAAAGUCUCGCGCGGGACAGAAGCAGCAUGAUAUGAGCCAUUUGUUCCAUGGUCUCUUGAUCAACCUUAUUAGACGUUCCGACUGUCAGUCCGUGAGACCUCCUGGUCCACCACCAGUUGGUGGAGAUGAGAGUGCCGGGUCUUUGGACAAGCUGUGGAAGAAGUGGGCCGAGGCCGAGCAGAAGAAGAGGCUGGCUCUACUGUGCUUCAUGUGGGACACGCAACACGCAGUGCUCUUCUGCCAGAGCCUAUGCAUGUCUGCUUUUGAGCUUCGCCUCGAGCUUCCCUGCAACCAAAGCAUUUGGGAGGCAAGAGAUGCGACAGAGUGGGUAUCUGCAUGGCGAUCCAGCAUUAGCGACCAGAGAACGUUCUACCUCCCUGUCCUGAAGGCGUAUCUUAUGCCAUCCGGUCCAAGAACCCACGGCCUCAGUGGCUUCUCUCGCAUUCUUGUGCUCCACGGUCUGAUGUCCGUCGCCUGGGACAUGGGCCGUCGAGAUCAGACUGCUCUCGGUGUCAUUUCUGGAGAGAGUCCAGGUCCAGGUUCUGGAUGGCGCAAGACACUGAGCUCAGGCUAUGAUGCUUGGAGGAGCGACUUCGACUGGUACUGCAACAACUUCUUUGCCCAAAUGCCGCGAGGACCACCAUCGCCAGAUGACGAUGUUCGGAAGAUGGAGUUUGAGUCCUUUACAGCGGCGUACAAGGCUCUGUAUCACUCUGCCCAGGCGCUGCUGAACAUGGACUUCUUGGACGUGCAGAUUUAUGCAGGUGCAAGGCACAUACUCGGCAGACCAGUGCAGCAGAAGGAUUACAUGCGGUCCGCGCAGGUCGUCAAGAGAUGGGCUUCCGCGACGAAUAACGGCCCAGGUGAGGUGCAGGGCUCAAGACCAGGAGAAUCCUCUGCAGCAACCCCGUCAGACCAGAGCGUGGGGCAGAAGCAGUCUGCCACAGCGGCCGCGUGGCAUGCAGCGCAAAUGUUGCGAGAGACCAAGAAGACUCUGAGCGGCACGGAGGCGAUGAACCUGUUCCACGUGCCGUGGUGUCUUUAUCUGGCGACGUUGACGUGCUGGGCAUUCCAUCAUGCGCGGCCGAACAGGAACUACGGCGUGCCUUCGCGCAGAAACUUUGAUGCGAUGGGUGAGUUUGACGAAGAUGAGGACUGCGAGGAAGACGAGAUGAUUUGGGACCCGCAGGGUGAGAUGGAUGCGUUGAUCUCGAGUAUGUCGGAGCGGGUGGAGCGUAAUGAUGCUACAUUAAGGAGGGAGAAGAGGCGGACCAAUGGCUUGGUGUGGAUUAUGGCGGAUAUCCUGACGACGGUUAGAUGGGGGAUUGUGCAUGCGGGCGUUGUUGUGUUGAGGGGGCUUGUCCCUCAGCGGUUAAUCAACCAGUAUGAGGAGGCUACUUAA